UUUAAGUUUCGAGUUCCAAAGCCGCAGUCAACAACUUCGGAAACAUGAAGGUUUUGGUCGUCCUCUGUUUCCUGCUCUGCUCGGCCUCAGCAGAGGCCACGAUCUUCGCCUCUGUCCGUGACACCGACGGCCGGAGCCUGCGCCCGGGCCACGAAUACUACAUCCUCCCCCUCUUCCGCGGCCGCGGCGGCGGCCUCACUCUCGCAGCCAACAGCAACGAAAGUUCCUUCGCAUGCCCGCUCGCAGUGGCUCAAGCGCGCUCGGAGGUCGACUCCGGCCUCCCGGUGAUCUUUUCGCCGGCGCCCGAGGGCAGCGAGUUCGUGAAGAUGUCGACUGACCUCAACGUGAGGUUCUCCGCGGCGACCAUCUGCGUGCAGUCGACGGUGUGGCAGCUCGGCGACGUGGACGCGUCCACCGGGCGGCGGUACGUAAUUUCCGGCGGCGUCGAGGGAAACCCCAGCGCUGGGACGGCUAGCAACUGGUUCAAGAUCGAGAGGUAUGGGGAGAGGGACUACAAGUUGGUGCAUUGCCCGAGCGUGUGCCAGGUCUGCAAGGUGGUGUGCGGGGAUGUGGGUGUGUUUGUGGAGGGAGGAAAGAGGUGGUUGGGGCUGGACGGCGACCCAUUUCCGGUCAUCUUCAAGAAUGCACAUGCAGGAACUGGAAACUAGCUCACUUCAGCGGUCGUCCUCCUACCUGUUUCAUCAAUCAAUUAGAUAAUAAGCUAUGUAGUAAACAUGUGGAUUUUCCUUGUAUCGCGCACUAUUAAUGUUCAAAAUAUUUUACUUCAGUAAUUAUGUUCAA
This is a messenger RNA of Zingiber officinale, 801 nucleotides long. RefSeq names its product kunitz trypsin inhibitor 5-like. The record is from RefSeq and is a predicted model, not a curated record. The transcript has a single exon. Gene Ontology annotation, molecular function: endopeptidase inhibitor activity. The coding region runs from base 45 to 668 and encodes 207 amino acids. NCBI's taxonomy places the organism in Eukaryota, Viridiplantae, Streptophyta, Magnoliopsida, Zingiberales, Zingiberaceae.